AACAACACACUGGUGACGAAAUCUAGCAACUGCCGUCGUGGUGACCGGUAAGCAUCCAGUGCGCGGUUGCUUGGAUGAGUAAGUGACGACGACGAAGGUAGCACACAUUGUUGUCGUGUGUCUCGGGCGGCAGGGCAAGAGAUUUGGCGGUUGCUGACAACCGGCGGUUGGGGAAGCAAAAGGAGUGCACCAUCUUCGCUAUUAUAUUGUAAAAACGAUCGAGAGAUCAACCAAGCGAACAAAUCUCGAGAAGCCGAGCGUGUGCCACCAGUACCACCACUGUCUCCUUGUGUUUGCUGAUAAGACCGGCACACACCACACAUCGGCGGCGGAAUAAUCGGGUGGGUAAAUAUAGGCUUUUUUCCCCCCACGGCGGAGCCACUACCACCGUCAACUACUACGCGGGGAGGAGGUGCGUGCGUGCGUGCGGAGACACAGGGGUGCAAUCGACCGGUGAGCAUUGUAAGAGUGCCGAUCCCCGGCGGCAGUAUCUCGCCGAGAGGAUCCGCGCAAUAAUAUAGUCCGAACUCGUACUGGUCCGCGAUGCCAUUACAAUACCAGACCGGGCAAGGAUAGCAACGACGCAGACGGGAGACCAGAGACCAGAGAGCUUCAUACCGGAUCGGCAGAUUCCAGAGCAAGGGAACAAACGAUCGUCGUGAAAUCCUUGGUGUUUCACACAAUCGAGAAGUGUUUCGGACACACCGUGGGGCCACGAAGAGGAGGUUCAGUGUGUGUGCUCUGUGCCAUUGUUUGCCGUGAGAGUGCGUGUGGAGGUUUUGUGAGAUUAGAACCAUACGGUCAAUCACCGAUACCCGCGAGUGCAGCAUCGUCCAAGAGUUUGCCAAAGAUCUUGGAGGAUCGUCUCUUUGAGCGGUGGUGAAAUCUUUUCACCGUUAGUGUGUGUGUGUGUGUGUGUGUGUGUGCGUGUGUGUCUGUCGGUGGUUCGUCGUUUGUCGUGCCAAUGUUGCUAACGCAGCUAGAGAUUGCAGUCGGUAAUCCAACGUUAAAGCGGAAGUACAGUGGCGACUACGGUGCUCUCAAGAAAAAGAUGGAAGCCAUCAACUGGAACAAAAUCAUGUACAUCCCCCAGGAAGAAAAGCUGAUAUACUUCGACCAGAAGACGUACCGACUGCCGGAAGCGAUCGUGACGAUGUACGCCGACCGUGUGCAGCAUCUCGACCUGAGCCACAACAAGCUGUCGUCCUUCGAUGCGCUGGAACGCUUCCCGUAUCUCGUCGAGCUCGUGCUGGACAAUAACUACCUCACGGACGAGAUUAUCUUUCCCGCACAGCUCAAUAACGUGAAGCUGCUUUCACUGAACAAUAAUAAGUUCAAGAAUUUGGAUCUCCUGCUCACCAAACUGUCGCUCUGCUUUCCCGAGCUGGAGUAUCUGAGCUUGCUGGGCAAUCCUGCCUGCCCGUGCCAUCUGCUCAACCUGAAGUACACGGAAUACGAUUAUCAGAAAUAUAGACUGUACAUCAUCCGACACCUUCCGAAGCUUCGCAUCCUUGACGGCCAGCGGGUGAAAAAGAUGGAGCGCGACUUUGUGCGCUGCCAGCUGGAGAACUACGGCGAGACGCUCGACAACGAUCCGAACGCGGUGUCCGGUUCGGCCAAGCAGCGGCAGCAGCAAACGAACGGCACCCGCAAGAGCAACACGCUGAAGCAUCUCUACACGACCGUCAGCAGUGGGUUGGGAUUGGGCCGGAAAAACCCGCCGGUGUACAGUCCGCUGCCCGAGACGUUGCGCGAGGUGGGCGAUCAUCGGGGCGCGUACGGCCGGUGCCGCUACCGGUACGUUGGGGCACAGUCCGAGGGCAACCGGUUUAUACUCAACAAUGACUUAUGAGUAGCGUCCGCCAAGAGACACUCAUAUUUUUUAUUCGCUGUAUAAUGUGUGUUU
Anopheles coluzzii is the source of this 1906-nucleotide messenger RNA. Its product is annotated as leucine-rich melanocyte differentiation-associated protein-like. The coding region runs from base 965 to 1852 and encodes 295 amino acids. The record is from RefSeq and is a predicted model, not a curated record. The transcript is spliced from 4 exons. Gene Ontology annotation, molecular function: protein binding. Lineage: Eukaryota; Metazoa; Arthropoda; Insecta; Diptera; Culicidae. Gene Ontology annotation, biological process: melanocyte differentiation.